CAAGAUGGGGGCCAUGGCUGUCCUGAUGCUACCCCUGCUGCUCCUGGGAAUCAGCGGCGUCCUCUUCAUCUAUCAGGAGGUGUCCAAACUCUGGUCCAAGUCCGCCGUGCAGAACAAAGUGGUAGUGAUCUCCGAUGCCAUCUCAGAACUGGGCAAGGAAUGUGCUCGAAUGUUCCACAUGGGUGGGGCCAGACUGGUGCUGUGCGGGAAGAACUGGGAGAGGCUGGAGAAUCUGUAUGAUGCCUUGGUCAGUGUGGCCGACCCCAGCAAGACAUUCACCCCAAAGCUGGUCCUUUUGGAUUUCUCAGACAUCAGCUGUGUCCAGGAUGUGGCCAAAGAAGUCUUGGAUUGCUAUGGCUGCGUGGACAUCCUCAUCAACAAUGCCAGUGUGAAGGUCAAGGGGCCUGCUUAUAAGAUUUCUUUGGAGCUCGACAAAAAGAUCAUGGAUGCCAAUUAUUUCGGUCCCAUCACCUUGACCAAAGUUCUGCUUCCCAACAUGAUCUCCCGCAGAACAGGCCAGAUUGUGUUAGUGAACAACAUCCAGGGGAAAUUCGGAAUUCCGUUCCGCACAGCCUAUGCUGCCUCCAAGCACGCCGCCCUGGGAUUCUUCGAUUGCCUUCGUGCCGAGGUUGAGGAAUACGACGUCGUGGUCAGCACCGUGAGCCCCACUUACAUCCGCUCCUAUCGCCUCCAUCCCAAGCCUGGGAACUGGGAGGCCUCCCUUUGGAAAUUCUUUUCCAGGAAGCUAACCUACGGUGUGCACCCGGAGGACGUGGCGGAGGAGGUGAUGCGCACGGUGCGGCGGAAGAAGCAGGAGGUGCUGCUGGCCAACCCCAUCCCCAAGGUGGCCGUGUACAUCCGCACCUUCUUCCCCGAGUUCUUCUUCGCUGUGGUGGCCUGUGGGGUCAAGGAGAAGCUCACUGUCCCCGAGGAGGGCUGACUGCGGCGGC
This is a messenger RNA of Ochotona curzoniae (black-lipped pika), 950 nucleotides long. It is a transcript of the gene DHRS7C, whose product is annotated as dehydrogenase/reductase 7C. Bases 5 to 940 code for a protein of 311 amino acids. The transcript has 6 exons. Gene Ontology annotation, molecular function: all-trans-retinol dehydrogenase (NAD+) activity. Gene Ontology annotation, cellular component: sarcoplasmic reticulum membrane. Lineage: Eukaryota; Metazoa; Chordata; Mammalia; Lagomorpha; Ochotonidae. The record is from RefSeq and is a predicted model, not a curated record. Gene Ontology annotation, biological process: regulation of release of sequestered calcium ion into cytosol by sarcoplasmic reticulum.